AUGUAUAAUAAAUUGGUUAAAAGUGAAGAAGCAAAAAGACAACAUUUUGAAAAACUGUUGAGUCAUCGUCGAUUAAAACAAAUUGUCUUGUAUUAUGGUAAUAACGUAGAUAUUAAAAGUUUUUAUGAUGAGCAUGUAAAGAAAAAUAAAGGAGUAAUAUAUACAGAAUUUUGGACCGGUAGAUUUAUUGUAAUGGGUGCUGAUUAG
This is a messenger RNA of Entrophospora sp. SA101, 207 nucleotides long. The record is from the annotation of a GenBank genome assembly. Lineage: Eukaryota; Fungi; Glomeromycota; Glomeromycetes; Entrophosporales; Entrophosporaceae.